Molecule: messenger RNA, 1753 nt
Organism: Saccoglossus kowalevskii
Lineage: Eukaryota; Metazoa; Hemichordata; Enteropneusta; Harrimaniidae
Product: ATP synthase mitochondrial F1 complex assembly factor 2-like
Biological process (GO): mitochondrial proton-transporting ATP synthase complex assembly
Cellular component (GO): mitochondrion
Source: RefSeq, a predicted model, not a curated record
GGGGGCAUUAAAUUGAGACACAUGGCUUUCUCGUAUUUAGCCGGCGUGUAAAUUCAGGAACAUCCUACCCCAAAUAUCACCAUGCUUGUCCGAUUUUCAGCCAUCUGUUUUAGAUGUCAUAGUGAAAGAUUAGCUCAGCAAGUGCGCCAGUGUCGUCAGAUGUCAUCGUUCAGAGAUAUCAAAAGAUUUUACAAGAAUGUUAGCGUGACCCAAAAUGAUAGUAUUUUCGAAAUUAAUCUUGAUAAUCGUAAGUUGAAGACACCUAUGGGUAAUAUCUUCACUGUCCCUAAUGAGCCACUAGCUAUUGCCGUGGCAACUGAAUGGGACUCACAAGCCAAAUUAAUACAGAGACAUACCAUGUAUUUGAGUAAUCUAUGCAAUGCAGUACUGGACAAUCCAGCUCAGAAGAACAAAGAAACAAUAAUCAAAACGAUACUUCAUUAUUUGAAAACAGACACUGUCUGUUUUCGAGAAGAAGAACCGCCAGAAUUUUAUGCAUUACAACAAAAAGAAUGGGAUCCAGUGUUAGAAUGGGUCAAUCGAAGAUAUGAAGUCAACAUAGAAAGUACUACUAGCUUAAUGGGGCCAGAAAUAACACAGAAAACACAAGAUAAAUUCAAACAACAUCUUCUGAGUUAUAACAGUUGGGCAAUUGUUGGUUAUGAGUCAGCUGUACAAUGUUUGAAAUCAUUAAUAUUGACGGCUGCAUUGAUUGAUAGGUGUAUCUCAGUGGAUCAGGCAGUUGAUUUGUCAAGGCUAGAAUUCACAUACCAGACACAGAGAUGGGGUCGAGUGGAAUGGUCACAUGAUUUAGAUGAAGCUGACUUGAAAGCAAGGGUUGCAGCGGCUACAUUGUUUGUUCACCUGGCGACAGAGAGUGACAAAGUUGUACAGAAAUUAGACAAAGCCAGUCAAUAACACACAUGUGUUGAGAUUCAUUAAAUGCUGCCUGUAUAGGUUUUAAUUAAAACAAUACCAUAUUUGUUUUUGUGGAUUCGUUUCUGUUAUUAAGAUUCCAAGUUAUACUUCACAAUUCUAUUGUCUUUGUUUUAAAUAUGCUAAAUUGUAGAAUGGGUUAUGUCAGAAUUCACACUUGCAAUUUGCACAUUCAAUGAGAAAUGUACCUGUACAGUAAAUUGCGGGGAAACUAUUCUAGAUUAAUUACAUCAAUAUGCCCUUCACAUGUCAUAAAGAUAGGGCAGAAUUCAAACCAUAACAAAAUGUGUGAAAGGUGUUCUAACCAGAUGUGAAUUAAAUCUGAACUGUACUAGUAAUAUGCAUGUACCAAACUACAAUUCAUUUGAGCAACUAGUAUAUUUGGAAUACGAUACGUCACAUGUUUCAGUUUUGUGAUACAGCCUCCACUAGUGAGAGCCGGUCGUCUUUUCUUACCACUUAUAUGAAAACUACCUGUAGACCAAAACAGUGUUGAACCAAUGGUAUUCUAAAUAAGAAACUGUUUAAUAUACAUGGAUUCCAAUCCAGUCUGUGAAUAUCAGUGGGACAAAAUUUAACAGACAUUACUUGGCACAUUACACUUUGGAAUAAUGCUAUAUAUAAAAUGUAGGUUUUUUGGAAAAUAUGGCUGCUAGUCGGUCAUUUUGAAGAGAAGAAUUAGAGCAUCAUGUGACAACUACCGCAUGUACCCAGUUUGGAGACAUUUGGUUAAUGACCCAGUGAGAAAAUGGGGAGCAAACAUUCAGCAUGAUGGGUCCCUGUCCAGUUGAUGGCUAAUAAAUAGACUUCACUAUUA